CAAGAAGCAGACACUCAGACCUCUGAGGACAGAUCUUCAUCGCUUCAACACAUGUCAGACGAGUUCAUCUCCGAAUUGCCAUUGAAGACACCGUCACCGGUACCAGGAGGAGGAGAGGAUCUUCAAACAUUUCCUGCAUCAACUCCAUCUCCUCCAAAACCUCUGUCGCGAUCGCAAAAGCGAAUCAUGCGAAACUCACGUUCUUCCGUGUCAAGAAUAGGAUCUUCAACAGCAAUGCCUACGACUCGUUUCGCUACUGGUUCCACCUCCUGGGCAGAUGUCCGCGACGAAGACGACGACGAGGCAUCAAGUGAAGUUGUUAACCCUGUGCUUGGCGUCGUGGGUUCUGACUUGAGCGUUGCAGAUUUCCAGAGACAUGAUUUUUCUGAAAAAUGGAGACACCUAGAACAAGACGGAAAAAUGAAAGUCCCACAACAGCAACAGGUAGAUCCGUCAUUUUCACAAUCAUCACGCACAAGAACAACAGGAGCUUCUUCUUCCAGUUCUGCGACGGUUCUUUCCAGUUUCGACCCGAAAGCUCCUGCUCGAGAAGUAAACUAUGAAACUACGGACGAUGAGGGUCGACCCAACCUAUUCUUAGCAUCUCCGCUGAUUCCCACUCUCAGCCUCGAACGUCCACGACCAAAAGACAGCAGUUCUUCUCUACUGUCUUCUCAAAGCCACGAAGACGGAGCGUCUGCUGAAGAUGCUGCUUCUCGAAAGGCGCGCGUUGAUCUUGCUUUUCCUCCUAUUGCUAAGAAAAUGAAAAGUGCGGGUAAUAUCGCAAGUGGACGAACAAGUGCUGGAACAACAAAGGAGCAACAAGAAGGGGAAGAGCUGCCCUUUUCUAGUAAGGCAGGCACAGGCUCCUCUACUGAACCAGCAGCUCGUCCCCGACCUGUCCUGACGACCAUGGAGAAGAAGAUGGACGACGAGUCUAAAAAACAAAAGCCUGAAGAUGAAGAAGAACCUUCUCCUUCAACGCCAAGAGGACAAGUGGUAUCAGCUGAGGAAAUUUUACGAAGAGGAAGUCGUGGCCCUCGCUCCCCACCUCCUAGACGAGAGCAACUGCUAGGUGUAGAACGACAUGGAGAAGGACACGGAAUCAACAUGGGUAGAGAUCACGAAGCAAGUGUUCAUGUUGAUGUUGAAGGAUUACAAGGUGAGCAACAGGAGCAAGUACUAGACGUAAGAACAGCUGCUGCUGCUGCUCCGGUCCGCUCAGAAGGAAGAGGAGAAAAGAGUAGAUUCUCAUCCUCCCCUUUCACAUCCCCGAAUCAGCGUCGUGCUAGAACGGAAUCUCCUCCAUCUAAAGUUCAACAGCUACAAGGAGCAUUAGGUCGUGGUGGAGAAGAUCAUGUUCAUGAAGGAACUACAACGGCUUCUCCAAAAAAUGCUGCUGUUUUUUCUCUAUCUCCCCUCAGGCCAACGCCAAGCUCCAAAUCAUCAAGCAGCUUCUUAUCCCACGUACCAGACACGCCAAAUAGUUAUGAUGGGGAACGAGCUGUAGUUCCUGUUGUCGAACCUGUUGGAUCUGGUCGUUUUGGUACGAGUCCUGGAAGCCCGUACGCUUCUCCUGUACAAGUAGGAAAAGCAAGCCCGUACGCUUCUCCUGUACAAGUAGGAAAAGGAAGCGCCUCGUCGUCAUUUCCACAAACUCCGGAGUCUUUGCUUUAUUUCCGAAGCCCUCCUCCUCUACAAGAAAGAGAUCAAGGAAGCGCUUCGUCGCCAUUCCUAGAAACUCCGGAUUCUUUGCUUUAUUUCCGUCCCUCUCUACAAGAAAGAGGUCAAGUAGAUGGUGCACAAGCACCUAGCACAGGAAAAGAAGCACCACCUCCUAGUAGUACACAAGCACAAGAACAUGCUUCAACGACACGACGAGCCCAAGUAGAAGAGCAACAACGUCCACCAGCACCACCUGCGGCUCUUCAUAAUUUAAUAUGUCUG
Molecule: messenger RNA, 1947 nt
Organism: Amoebophrya sp. A25
Lineage: Eukaryota; Dinophyceae; Syndiniales; Amoebophryaceae
Source: the annotation of a GenBank genome assembly